CAGAGAUUGAAGCCCCUCUUAAAAUAAAAACAGAGUCACAAACAUCGAGAGAGAGAGAGAGAGAGAGAUGGUGGUGGCUCAUGCGUGGGGCGUGGGACAAGCAAUCCCAGUGCCCCAAUUGAGGCCCUUCUUCUACUGUUGCGCAGAUUUUCAAUCCAAGAAAUACAAAUCCAAUCUCAACUUUUUUCUGGGUUGGGGCUGCUCUGUUCAGACCAAGCAUGCCGUUUUUUCCAAUAAGAACCGCAAGAACUCCAGCCUCCCUUGCCGUUGCUCCAAUAACAUUCACAACACCAACAUCAGUUCGUCUUUGGAAUGGGAUUGGAACCGCUGGAACCGCCAUUUCUCUGAGAUUGAACAGGCCGAGAGCUUUGCCUCUGUUCUCAAGUUUCAACUUGAAGAUGCAAUUGAGAAGGAAGACUUCCAAGAAGCUGCGAAGUUGAAAAUGGCUAUUGCAGAAGCUACAUCAAAGGACACCGUUUCUGAAAUCAUGUCUCAGCUGAAGCAUGCGAUUGAAGAAGAGCGUUACCAUGAUGCUUCAAGGUUGUGUAGGUACACAGGAAGUGGACUGGUAGGUUGGUGGGUGGGCUACUCAAAAGAUUCAGAUGAUCCCUUUGGCAGAUUAAUACGCAUAACUCCUGGUGUGGGCAGAUUUGUUGGCAGGAGUUACAGUCCAAGACAGUUGGUGACUGCAGCUCCUGGAACGCCAUUGUUUGAAAUAUUUGUGGUAAAAGACACUGACAAGACAUAUGUCAUGCAGGUGGUAUACUUGCAACGAGCCAAAGGAAAUUCUACAAAUUCUAGUUCACCAUCAAAACUCACAAAAGACCCUUCUACUUCCGAAGUUGAGAAUGAAUCUGUAGUGGACAUUCAGGAAAAUGAAGGAAAGUCAGAGAGAACUGAGGAGAAGGGCACUAACAUUGAGGGAGCGACUGAGGAGGGGAUUAAAAGUGUGAUAAAUUUUCUUAAAGAAAAAAUUCCAGGAUUGAAAGUUAAAGUCAUGAAUAUAAAUGUGAGUGAAGAAGUGAUAAAGGAUAGCGACUCUAUGAAGCAGUUGAUGCAAGAAGACAAUGAGAAGACAGGAUCUACUGAGAAUUCUGAAGACGGAGUUGGUAAUUUGGAUGAGAUUCAGCCUGAUGAGGUCACUCUAGGAGGAGAUAGUGAUGCCUCUGAAGAUGAAAAGGAUUUGGAUAUGAAGCUUUUUAUUGGUGGGGUUGUGCAUAAUAAUGAGGAUACUCCUACCAAGGAUGAGUAUGUGCGUCUUCCUGCUGAAAUUAAAGAUACGGAGAGAGAUUCUUUUGUGCUACAUAUACCUGGGAGAAGCCUAGAUCAUGAUGCUGGAGAAAGUAAAGUGUCCAGGGUCAAAGUGGCAGCUCUAGCAGCUCAAGGCGUCUCUGAGCUUAUGCCUCCUGAUGUUGCAAAGGCUUUUUGGAGUGCUGACAAAGUUUCUUCAAAGGUUUCCAGAAAUGUGCGUGAAAUUGUUAAGCUCGCUGUUAGUCAAGCACAGAAGCGCAGCAGAUUAUCUGAGUACACAACUUUUAAUCGGAUUACCACUUCCAGAGGAGAUUUAGAUCCCUUCUCAGGCCUGUAUGUUGGUGCAUUUGGCCCUUAUGGGACUGAGGUGGUACAAUUGCGGCGUAAAUUUGGCCACUGGAAUGGUGGGAAUGACGAAGACAAGUCUUCAGAUGUGGAGUUUUUUGAAUAUGUAGAGGCAGUGAAGCUGACUGGGGAUCUUAACGUUCCUGCCGGCCAGGUUACUUUUCGUGCUAAAAUUGGGAGAGGAAACCGCGCAUCCAGCCGUGGGAUGUAUCCAGAUGAAUUAGGAGUGGUUGCAAGUUACAAAGGUCAAGGAAGAAUAGCAGAAUUUGGGUUCAGAAAUCCACAGUGGGUUGAUGGAGAACUUCUCCAACUAAACGGCAAGGGCAUAGGUCCAUAUGUCAAAGGCGCAGAUCUUGGUUUCCUAUACGUAGUCCCUGAGCAGAGUUUUCUUGUGCUGUUCAACCGAUUAAAGCUACCAGACUGAGCCAUUAGAUGAAGCACUUAACAUAGAGAAGAGGAUUCCUAUCUGUAUCAUGUUAGAGCAAGGAAGGAAGUUUCAUCUUUCUUUGCUUUCUUUUUGGAAGUUUUCUUUUCAAGCCUUCUUUUUCAACUUUUUCCUCCUUUUCUUUUGUGGCUUCUCUUCUGAGCUGUAUAUCAUUUUUGCUGACCAACCAAAUAGUGUGACGAAAUCUUUGCAAUGCAGUCCCCAUCAUGCGUUCCAGAAGAAGCUUUCUUCUGAAUGCCGAGUUGUGUAAGGAUUGGCCUUUUGUUAGCUGUGAGGGGUUUUUUCUUUGGUAGGAGUCCAACCAAAGUCGUGUGACAUGUUCUUUUGGGCUUAAGAUUGUGUGGAGCA
Molecule: messenger RNA, 2389 nt
Organism: Corylus avellana
Lineage: Eukaryota; Viridiplantae; Streptophyta; Magnoliopsida; Fagales; Betulaceae
Gene: EX2
Product: UvrB/UvrC domain protein (DUF3506)
Biological process (GO): singlet oxygen-mediated programmed cell death; response to singlet oxygen
Cellular component (GO): thylakoid membrane
Source: RefSeq, a predicted model, not a curated record